Messenger RNA from Tinamus guttatus (white-throated tinamou), 1104 nucleotides. It is a transcript of the gene HORMAD1, whose product is annotated as HORMA domain containing 1. Lineage: Eukaryota; Metazoa; Chordata; Aves; Tinamiformes; Tinamidae. The record is from RefSeq and is a predicted model, not a curated record.
AUGGCGACCGCUCAGAAGCAGAGGAGUGUGAUGAAUGCGGUUGUAUUUCCUAACAAAAUCUCUACGGAACAGCAGUCGUUGAUACUAGUGAAGAGGCUCCUCGCAGUAGCUGUAUCCUGCAUUACGUAUCUAAGAGGAAUCUUCCCUGAAAGCGCCUACGGAACAAGAUACUUGGAUGAUCUGUGUGUCAAAAUUUUGAGGGAAGACAAAAACUGUCCUGGAUCAACUCAGCUGGUGAAGUGGAUGUUAGGAUGCUAUGAUGCCUUGCAGAAGAAAUACCUAAGAAUGAUUGUCCUCGCGGUCUACACCCACCCAGAUGAUCCACAGACAAUUACAGAGUGUUACCACUUUAAAUUCAAGUACACCCACAACGGGCCCCUCCUGGACUUCGGCAGCAGGAACAAGCGGGCCGAUUCCAGCAUCUCGUGUGCGGACACCAAGAAGGCGAGCGUCCUCCUGCUGCGCAAGAUCUACGUGCUCAUGCAGAACCUGGGCCCGCUGCCGAGCGACGUGUGCUUGACCAUGAAGCUGUUUUAUUAUGACGAAGUUACCCCAGCCGACUACCAGCCUCCUGGCUUCAAGGAAGGCGAGUGCGAGGGCAUGAUAUUUGAGGGCGAGCCAAUGUAUCUGAACGUGGGCGAAGUGCCAACGCCUUUUCACAUGCUGAAAGUUAAAGUGACAACGGAAAAGCAGCGAAUGGAAAACGUUGAUAAAAGCAUCCUAAAGCAGGGAGAUGCCAGCGUGCCACUGCAGGCACUGAGACUGGACAAGGAUGAUACCGAAGAGCAGAGCACGAACGAAGAUCCUGCCCUGGACAAUAAAGAGGAAGAAGGGAAAAAUGUAAAUAUUUCACAAGCUGAAGAACCAAAUCUCACUUGUGAAGAGGAUGAAAUUACAAAGGCCGAAGAGAACCGAAAUCCCUGUGUUUCCGCUCCUCAGGUGGAUCAUUUAGCACAUAAGACGUCUGAACUUCACAUGUCAGAGAGCAGGACAAGAAGUGGAAAGAUAUUUCAAACCAGCACUGUUCAUCAGUUUGAACUCUCCUCUAGCCAAGACGUGCUGCCAAAAAGGAGAAAAAUUAGUGAACCAAAGGAGCAGUUUUAG